Messenger RNA from Rotaria sp. Silwood1, 597 nucleotides. The record is from the annotation of a GenBank genome assembly. NCBI's taxonomy places the organism in Eukaryota, Metazoa, Rotifera, Eurotatoria, Philodinida, Philodinidae.
AUGCCUGCACAUCAACGACCGUUAUCUUAUAUAUAUACUACAACUCCUUAUACUAUUCCUGCUUAUGGAACUGUAUCAACUCAGCCAAUUCUAUUAAAUGUUAAUUGGUAUAGUUCAUGGCCAAGUAUUGGAUCAAUAAUUAUAUCUGUUACCAUGGUGAUUUUCAGUUCGACUAUUAUUGGUCUUGAUAUUGCUAAUAUAGCUAUUGAAGGAAACAAACAAAAUGGAACUUCUAAAUUAGGAUUAGGAACAGCAACUGUUGGUGCCGGUAUUUGGAGUGGAUCUAUAUCAUUUCUCGCUGCUAUUUUUAUUAUUGCCAUUAUAUUUAUACAAAAUAAACGUGUUGCUGCUACAUCUGCAUUAUUGGCAGUUACUUUGGCUUUCUUAUUUACUAUUGUUCUCGUUGGUUUAGCUGGUAAUUCAGUACAAAAUAAUCUAUCUAAAACUGAUCGUACAAAUGUGGAAAAAGUACAAGACAAACUUUUAAUUGCUAUACUAUCUCUUGCUGUAUUGGUCAUGAUACUUUGCAUGAUAUUUUUUAUUAUGUAUACGAAAGUCUUAUUUUCAUCAUCUACUCAAAAAUUAAUAAUGCGUUAA